CACUAAUCACAUCACAAUGCCUCAGUGUUCGGCUGCAUUCGUGUCGACUGCCCAGAGUCCACGGAGCCGCACAACUGACCUCAGGACUGAAUAUACCGACUCAGAGAAAGAACUCCUCUGUUCCAACAUGUCUCUGUACAGCUUCGGCUUGGAGCCUCUGUCCUGUCACGCCUGGAACAAAGACCGAACUCAGAUCGCCAUCAGCCCCAACAGCAGUCUGGUGAACAUUUACCAGAAGAAGGAGAAGGAGUGGAUCAAAAUCCACGAGCUGAAGGAGCACAGCGGGCGAAUCACGGGAAUCGACUGGGCCCCGGACUCAAACCGCAUCGUCACAUGCGCCUCAGACAGAAACGCCUACGUGUGGACGCUGAAGGACGGCGUGUGGAAGCCGACUCUCGUCCUCGUUCGCAUCAACAGAGCCGCCACGUGUGUCAAGUGGUCACCUCAGGAGAACAAGUUCGCUCUUGGAAGUGGAGCCAAACUCAUCUCUGUGUGUUACUUCGAGAAAGAGAACGACUGGUGGCUCAGUAAGCACAUAAAGAAAGGGAUCUGCUCGACCGUGCUCAGUCUGGACUGGCAUCCCAACAACAUCCUGCUGGCAGCCGGAUCAGCCGAUCUCCACUGCAGGGUUUUCUCCACGUAUAUCAAGGAAAUUGAGGACAAGCCUGGCCCGACACCAUGGGGAGCCAAGAUGCCGUUUGGUGAAAUGCUUCUGGAGCAUAAAGACUGUGGUGGCUGGGUACACAGCAUCGCAUUCUCUCCGUCCGGAGACGCGCUGGCCUGGGUCAGCCACAACAGCUCCAUCAGCGUCGCCGACGCCACGCAGAGCAAAGAGGUUACACAGCUGACUAUAGAACAUCUCCCCAUGCUCAGUGUGCUGUACAUCAGCGAGACCGAGAUUGUGGCUGCGGGUCAUGACUGCUGUCCCCACCAGUUCUCCUACAAAGGGCCUGGCAAACUGGAGUUCGUGCGAAAGCUGGGCAUCGCCAAGCAGUCAUCCAAAAACAGCAUGUCGGCCAUGCAGCACUUCCGCAACCUGGACAAAAAGGCCAAGACCGACGAGGAAGACAACGAGCUGAACACUCUACACCAGAACAGCAUCACCCAACUGUGUGUGGUGGAGGGAGACAAGGUCAAAGUGGAAAAGUUCAGUAGUGUCAGUCUGGAUGGAGCCAUGGUGCUCUGGGAACUCAAGCCUUGAAACUCGCUAAUAAGGCAGAAAGGUUUUGUGGCCGAUCCGACAUCCACGCUACACGAAAGAUCUCAGUGUCAUUCUGCUGCUGUGCUUACAAAUAUCAUUUAAGAUCAAUACUUUAUUUUCUUUUUAAAAAUAAACAUGUCAUACUGUUA
Messenger RNA from Ictalurus furcatus (blue catfish), 1350 nucleotides. RefSeq lists its product as uncharacterized. Bases 17 to 1201 code for a protein of 394 amino acids. Gene Ontology annotation, cellular component: Arp2/3 protein complex; actin cytoskeleton. Gene Ontology annotation, molecular function: actin filament binding. NCBI's taxonomy places the organism in Eukaryota, Metazoa, Chordata, Actinopteri, Siluriformes, Ictaluridae. Gene Ontology annotation, biological process: Arp2/3 complex-mediated actin nucleation. The transcript is spliced from 11 exons. The record is from RefSeq and is a predicted model, not a curated record.